Molecule: messenger RNA, 477 nt
Organism: Cydia amplana
Lineage: Eukaryota; Metazoa; Arthropoda; Insecta; Lepidoptera; Tortricidae
Gene: CPR139
Product: pro-resilin-like
Exons: 4
Coding region: 1-477 (158 amino acids)
Cellular component (GO): extracellular matrix
Source: RefSeq, a predicted model, not a curated record
AUGUGGAGAAUUAUUUGCGUAUCGUUGUUAGCUUGGUUUCUGUUGAUAACGAACGUGACGAGCCAGGAGUACCUGCCGCCCAAGCCCGGCGGCGGCAAGAAGCCUGCUCCGGAACCUACUUUGCCAGCGAACUACGACUUCUCGUACAACGUGGAAGACAGCGGCGUGAGCCUCGACUUCGGUCACAACGAGAAGCGUAAGGACGACCGCGCGACCGGCUCCUACCACGUGCUGCUGCCCGACGGGCGCAUGCAGCUGGUCGAGUACGAAGCUGGACCUGACGGGUACAAGCCACAGGUGAUGUACAUGGGCACGGCGACGUACCCCGCGCCGGCGGCGGACAAGUUCGACGGGUACCACUACAACGCGGCCUCGAGCCGCCAGAGCGUGCGCCAGGCCGCGCCGCGGCAGCCCGCUCGCCCCGCGCCACCCGCGCCCCCCGCUCCCAUAGCCGCCCCCGCUAACGCCACGCAAUAG